Molecule: messenger RNA, 4220 nt
Organism: Sphaeramia orbicularis (orbiculate cardinalfish)
Lineage: Eukaryota; Metazoa; Chordata; Actinopteri; Kurtiformes; Apogonidae
Gene: flrt3
Product: fibronectin leucine rich transmembrane 3
Exons: 3
Coding region: 1082-3031 (649 amino acids)
Molecular function (GO): protein binding
Source: RefSeq, a predicted model, not a curated record
GGCAAACACAACUCCACAUUUGUACUGAGAUCUACCCGUGCACCUAUGUCCUUCCACAGCCUACAGAUUGUGUAUGUGUGUGAGGGGGGACACCGAUAAACACUGCUAGAGAGAGAGAGAGAGAGAGAGAGAGAGAAAGAGAGAGAGAGAGAGAGAGAGAGAGAGGGAAAAAAAAAAACUCCAAUUAGCUCUAGCCUUGUGUGUGAAAGAAGCCUUUUUUUGGAUCUCACUUUAAAUCCUCAUAGCCUGGAUUGGAUUAUAUUUUUCCCAGUUUAAGAGGAUACCUGUUACUUUCCAUUUGUUUUUUUGGUUGAUUAUAGAGAUCACCACCCCAGGUGUGAGGAGGGGACAAGAUGAGUCAAACUGCAGAUGCGUGAGGAAGGCUGGGUCCACAAGGAUAAGCACACUUUCCCUUUUUGCUCCUCAGAGGCAGGGAAAACUUUGCUUAUCUGCUUUAUGAAAAGGGACCAUAGCCCUGGAUUAAUGUGUAUACAGGCUCGACAAGAGAACAGAGGAUUCUGGGUUACCUGAAGACCUGGAGUACACAAGUGAACAGGCCUGGAUUGAGCCUGCAGCACAGAGGAUUGGCAUGGCUCAGACCAGCUUUGUGUCACCUCAUCAUGCCCGUCGGGCCUGAUUACAAAAAGGAGCCGAUGCUAAAGCUCGUUCUGUUCUACACACGGAUCACUUUACAACACCCAAAAAAUCUAAUUUGCAGUUAUGGCUGUUAGGCUUGACAAUUUCAACACCCAUCUGGAUUUUUAAUAUACCUGAGAGUGCAUGCUUUUUCAGUAAGAGCGGAUGCUUUUUCUAAAGGCUUAUCUGCCAUGGUAAAGGCAUUGAAAGCAUGAGCCUUUGACAACAAAAAAGGAGGUCAUCAUCCAAACAAGGAUCAGCUCAGCAAACAUUGACCAGGUCAGGAUAUCGCUAGAAACCCCUCCGACAAACUUCUCCUUCAGAAAGGAUAAGAGCGAAUCAAGAGGAAAUUUUGAUUGGGGUUUUGUUGCCUGGAAAGGAUUUACCACACCGCAUAAAUCAGGGGCUCUUGAGUGAUUAGACUGCCAGACAACACAGCUUCAAGAUGGUGUGUCAAUGCAAGGCCUUUAUCCUCUUCCUCAUCAGGGUUGGGCUGCUGCUGGGUCUUGUGAACCCCCUGGUGACCUACGCCUCAUGUCCCUCAGCCUGCCGCUGUGAUGGGACCUUCAUCUACUGUAAUGACCGUGGCCUGACUUCCAUUCCUACUGGUCUACCCCAGGAUGCUACAGUGCUUUUUCUGCAAAACAAUCACAUCAAGAGUUCAGGCAUUCCUACAGACCUUCGUAGGCUGUCAAACGUGGAAAAGAUCUACCUUUAUUGCAACAAUCUGGAUGAGUUUCCCACAAAUCUUCCACUUGGAGUCAAAGAGUUACACCUUCAGGAGAACAACAUUCGCAUGAUUACCCAUUCCUCUUUAGCCCAAAUUCCCUAUAUUGAGGAGCUGCACUUGGAUGAUAACUCAGUAUCAGCAGUCAGCAUAGAAGAGGGGGCCUUCAGGGACAGCAAUCACCUCCGACUACUUUUUCUCUCCAGGAACCACCUUAGUACCAUCCCUGCCGGCCUACCUAUGAGCAUUGAGGAGCUGCGCUUUGAUGACAACCGCAUCUCCUCCAUCUCAGAACAGUCAUUACAAGAUCUCAUCAACCUGAAGCGACUAGUCCUGGAUGGCAACCUGCUCAACAACCGUGGGAUUGGGGAGAUGGCUUUCAUCAACCUGAUCAACCUGACUGAGCUCUCACUCGUGAGGAACUCCCUGACAUCGCCGCCAGCCAACUUGCCAGGCACCAGUUUGGAGAAGCUGCAGUUACAAGAUAAUCACAUUAAUCGCGUCCCACCUGGGGCUUUUGCCUUCCUGAGGCAGUUGUAUCGCCUUGACCUGUCUGGAAACAACCUGAGCAGCCUACCACAGGGUGUAUUUGAAGAUCUGGACAAUCUUACACAGCUCCUGCUACGAAACAACCCGUGGCAGUGUACCUGCAAAAUGAAAUGGGUGCGUGACUGGCUGCGCUCAUUGCCGUCAAAGGUGAAUGUGCGUGGCUUCAUGUGCCAAGGUCCAGAUAAGGUCAAAGGCAUGGCGAUUAAAGACCUAACCACAGACAUGUUUGACUGCACAGAUUCAGAACUCAUGCCCACAUAUGAGACAAGCACAGUCUCAAACACUCCACGGCCCUCACAGCCCCAGUGGCCCUCAUUUGUGACUAAGAGACCUGUAAUAAAAGGGCCUGACUUUGGUAAGAAUUACCACAGCACUACUACUUCAGGCAGAAAGAUCAUCACCAUCAGUGUGAAGUCAAGUAGUACAGAUACAAUACACAUAUCAUGGAGGGUGUCUCAGCCCAUGACUGCCCUCAGGCUCAGCUGGCUAAAGCUGGGACACAGCCCUGCUUUUGGUUCCAUCACUGAGACCAUUGUUCAGGGGGAGAGGACAGAGUACCUGCUCACUGCCCUGGAACCAGAGUCUUCCUAUAGGAUAUGCAUGGUUCCCAUGGAGACUAGCAACAUUUAUCUGUCAGAUGAGACCCCUGUUUGCAUAGAAACAGAAACUGGUUCUCACAAAUCAUACAACCCGACUACCACUUUAAACAGAGAGCAGGAGAAAGAGCCUUACAAAAAUUCCAGUUUGCCUUUGGCUGCUAUCAUCGGGGGAGCGGUGGCUCUUUUGGCAAUAAUCAUGUUGGCACUGGUGUGCUGGUAUGUCCACAGGAAUGGUUCACUUUUUUCAAGGAACUGCACCUAUAACAAAGGCCGUCGGAGAAAGGAUGACUACGCUGAGGCUGGCACUAAGAAGGACAACUCCAUUCUAGAAAUACGAGAGACUUCUUUUCAGAUGAUACCUAUAAAUCACCUGCCUGUGUCCAAGGAGGAGUUUGUGAUACACACGAUUUUCCCACCUAAUGGCCUGAGUUUAUACAAAAGCCCACAUAGUGAGAACAAUAUUAACAACAGGAGCUACAGAGACAGUGGAAUACCAGAUUCGGACCAUUCCCAUUCAUGAUAUUGAACAUGAACAUUCAUUGUGAGUGGGUGACUGUAACAGAGUGGCAAGACUUUUACACAACACUGGAUAUAUAAGACUACGGAAGCAAUGUUCUGUACAUUUGCCAUAUAAUUUAUAUUUAAGGACAUUUUAUGAAGAAGAAGAACGUUCCAGUUGCAGGCCAUCACUGAUCCACCAGUGGGUAUUGUAACAAACUGCAAUUCUAUAUUUUAGGGAUUUGUAGUAAUUUGUACUGUAUUUCCUUUGCUUAAGGUUAUCAACCAACUAAAAGAAACUCUGUGUUCUACUGAGAUAUAAUGACUUGUCAACUGUGAAAGUGGGUUUUCAUUGCUGUGUUGAACAAUCAGACUUUAGAAAACCUUGUAGUAUAAGCACAGGUCAUUCUUUUAAUUUUGUGGCUGUCUAAAAACAAAAAGGCAAAAAAAUUACAUGACAUAAACUAAGGCACAGCUGAUCGACUAAUUCACAAAGUAGGCAUGCUGCCCUCUUACAGAAUGAGCAGCUGUUAGUGGUCUCCAUGUACUUCUGCCCAAGGAUCUUAUUCUGGUAUUCACCUAGUAUGGAGUACAAAUAACUAAAGAUGAGGUGCCAUGCUUUAUUUCUCUGCUUUGUUCAGUGUGUGGUUAUUUCUGUUUGCAAGAAGAAGAAAUAGAGCGGAGCAACCCGAGCAGGGUUCCUGUGUUUCUGAUAGGAUUGUAGGCCGCAGCACAGGACAUAUAAAGCACACCGACCUUAAGGAGCUCUCUGCUCCUCAAAACAAGAAGACUGGGCAGGCUGACACAGAGGACCCCCCACUAGCUCUAUUUGUACAAGCCAACAAUGGCCCAACGACAAUGGCGGCAUUCUUUAGUACCAUGUACCAUACGUCAUUGUAGACACCAGGCCAAAAAAACACGACACGUUGGCUUUUAUUAGAAUUACCACAGUGUCAGCAAUUCCUUGUUAUGAGUAUUAUUUUGUAUUGUUUUCCAAAUGAACACAUUAUUAUGUUGCCACAAUUUGAAGUUAACUGUUCUUUACAAUUGAAAACCAAAGUGCAUUGUAUGCCCUUUGGCCAGUCUUGUAUGUGCCUUGAUCCAAUGCUUAUUGUAUUUAGCUUUUUAAUAAAAAAAACAGUGACUUUUUUUCAUACACACUUGAAUAUGAAAAUAUUGGUCAUAUUACAGAAUAAAAGUGGAUAAAAAUA